AUGGCUUUCAGUACUGUAACCGUCAAGCAGCCAACCAAGGAUUCUGCCCUUGAGAUUGAAAAAGACAUUUUUGAUGUCCUCCUCUGUGAUGCUGCUCGAUCGUCGACAAUCUCCAAGGUUCAGCCAUGGAAGGCCUAUGGUUUCGAACCUGCAACGGAGAUCUACCCAGCAGCUUGGAACAUCCCAGGUCAAGCUGCUCACAAGGUCAUUGUCGGAGUCGAUCAUUGCUAUAAGUUCGGCUCCGGCACCAACGGAAGCACUUAG
This is a messenger RNA of Exophiala bonariae, 264 nucleotides long. RefSeq lists its product as uncharacterized. Lineage: Eukaryota; Fungi; Ascomycota; Eurotiomycetes; Chaetothyriales; Herpotrichiellaceae. The transcript has a single exon. The coding region runs from base 1 to 264 and encodes 87 amino acids. The record is from RefSeq and is a predicted model, not a curated record.